UUGAGAGUUUGGCUAUAUUCGCGUGCUAGCGCGCGCAGUGUUAGGACGUGUAAGCAGCCAAGAUCGAUUUAAUUGUGUGUGAUAUUUAUUUCGUUUAGACAAUGCCACCUACUUCGAAUGCUGUUAUGGGAAUUGAUGACGACCAGAGGUUUGCUUUAAUGAAGUUCCGAAGAAGUGUCAAAGAUGUGUUGAAACCAGAACAUAAUGACCAGUUUUUGAUAAGGUGGCUGAGAGCAAGACAAUGGGACCCGGAAGCAGCGGAAAAAAUGCUCAGAGAUUCCUUGAUAUGGCGGGAAAAAUGGGGCAUAGACACAACUCUACAAUCAUGGCAGGCCCCAGAGGUUUUGGAAAAACAUUUUCCAAGUGGUACCACGGGAUUUGAUAAGGAAGGCUCUCCUAUAAUUAUCGUACCUUUUGUCGGUUUGGAUGUAUGGGGUCUCUUGCACUCAGUCAGCAGGACUGACCUCAUGAGAAUGAUUUUACGGCAUUUGGAGAACUAUUUAGAGCUUGGCAGAAAACAGGCAUCGACUCAUGGACCAGCAGCCUUAAAGGUGACAGUAGUUUUUGAUUUGGAAGGCUUCAACAUCAGACAAUACGCGUGGAAACCAGCUGCUGAAAUGGUUUUCACAUUGCUGCAAAUAUAUGAAGCGAACUAUCCUGAAAUAUUGAAGACCUGCUUUCUUAUAAAUGCACCGAAAGUCUUUUCUCUCGCAUUCUCCGUUGUGAAGAAAUUUAUGCAUGAAUAUACGAUAUCAAAAAUUAGAAUAUUCGGCACAGACCCAAAGAAAUAUCAACCACAGAUCUUCGCUAUCAUCGACAAGGAUAGUCUUCCCGCACAUUAUGGUGGCACUUUGGUUGAUGAAAAUGGAGACCCUAAAUGCAGCUCUAUGGUUAAACCCGGUGGGAAAGUCCCCAAGUCGUACUAUUUGCGUAACGCACAAGAAGAUGAAAGUAGCUCGGAAGGGUAUACCCGUGUCACCGUUAAAACUGGUGAAAAGCACAUAGUUGAUCUACUUUGUCCUGAGAACGAGAGUGUGCUUAAAUGGGAUUUCGGAGUAGAAAGCCACGAUAUUAAGUUCGUGAUAAAAAAGCGAGACGCGGAAGGCAAUGAGAGCGUUGUACACGGGCCGAGACGAGUGGCAGAAGGACCAGCUGAUGUUGGAGUAAUGCCCGUCACUGGGCCUGCUACAUAUUCUGUCAUUUUCGACAACAAAAGUUCCUUCCUCCGAAGUAAGAAGAUAUACUUUAACCUAAUAAUAUCAAUACCAGAGAGAGAUCUAGACAUGACGGACCUUCCUGAGGACAUGGCGGACCUAAAUAUCGCGACUUCAGCUUCCAAUUAGAAUUAAAUAAAAACUCUUGGGUCCUUUGAAUAAGUCAAUAGACUGAUUCAUGAACCAUGUAAAUUUAAUUAUUUGUAAAUCAUUUCUCUAGUUGAACAGAUGGCGCGACAAGUCGACGAAGUUUGUUUUUUAUUUAAUGCUUCGUCACGCUAUAAAUGAUGACAACAUUUAAGUAGAAUCUUAUGUAUACAGUGUAACAGCACUCAGUCAAAAUUGGGAAAAAUAAAAUAUAAACGGUAUCAUAAUAACCAGAAUCCAAGUAAAUAUAAUGUUACACAUAAAUAUUACUUUCUCAGCGUUUACUAUGAUUGCUGUGUCACCUUGUAUGGUAUAUUGCUCAAAGCUAUGUUAUUUGUUAAACAAAAUGUGAUUAAUGAUAGGAUUUUUUUUUUAAUUGUAUGCAGGCUUGCUUUCUGCAAUUAUGAUUAUUAUUCCAGUUAUUUUUAAGUCCUAGUAAAUAUAGUUAUUCUGUGAUAGUUUACUAUGUUAUGACUGCUUUGACUAGAUUUUUCAAUCAUUUGAACUUGAAGAAUUAUGUAAGGUAAAGAAAUUUAUUAAAUUAAUAAUUUUAUUAGGUUGUAUACUUUUUUUUUUUGUUAUGUAUGCAUAUAUUUUAAAUAUAUAUUACAAAUGUUUGUUGAAACUUAUAGCAUUUUA
Molecule: messenger RNA, 2000 nt
Organism: Pieris rapae (cabbage white)
Lineage: Eukaryota; Metazoa; Arthropoda; Insecta; Lepidoptera; Pieridae
Product: SEC14-like protein 2
Exons: 10
Coding region: 102-1343 (413 amino acids)
Cellular component (GO): cytoplasm
Source: RefSeq, a predicted model, not a curated record